Molecule: messenger RNA, 1191 nt
Organism: Hibiscus syriacus
Lineage: Eukaryota; Viridiplantae; Streptophyta; Magnoliopsida; Malvales; Malvaceae
Product: 50S ribosomal protein L13, chloroplastic-like
Exons: 4
Coding region: 118-858 (246 amino acids)
Biological process (GO): negative regulation of translation; translation
Cellular component (GO): ribosome; cytosolic large ribosomal subunit
Molecular function (GO): mRNA binding; structural constituent of ribosome
Source: RefSeq, a predicted model, not a curated record
CAAAAACCGAAAAAUAAAUGGUAGUAAAAGCUAGGGACAUGAAAGCCAUCUUAUCCAGUCUGUAGUAGUUGAUAAAAGCAGCAAAGGGUGAACCAGUACUAGUGUAAAACCAAAGAAAUGGCGAUCCUUUGUUCUUCAACCUCAGCCAUUUUCUCUUCUUCUUCAGAGAGAACUUCAUUUGCUUCUUUGAAAAAGAAUAUUCCUAGUAACCAAAGCUCAUUUCUUGGGUUCUUCCCAGUUCUGGUAUUGUCAAAACCUUCUGUUGUUCGGACGACAACAACGCUAUCUUUCUCUAAACGGGAUUUCCGGGUUCGUUGUCAGGACCUCUCUCUUGUCCCUGAAAACCAACGUUGGAUGUUCGAGGAAUCCGAGGCUGAUGGCCCUGACAUUUGGAACAACACAUGGUAUCCGAAAGCUAAAGAUCACGUGAAUACCGAAAAACCAUGGUAUGUUGUAGAUGCAUCAGAUAAAAUUCUGGGAAGACUUGCAUCGACAAUAGCUGUUCAUAUUCGUGGAAAGAAUUUGGUCACUUAUACUCCUAGUGUGGAUAUGGGAGCCUUUGUGAUAGUGGUGAAUGCUGAAAAAGUUGCUGUAUCCGGAAAGAAAAGGACACAAAAGCUCUACAGGAGGCAUUCAGGAAGACCAGGUGGCAUGAAAGUGGAAACAUUCAACCAGCUGCAGCAGAGAAUUCCCGAGAGAAUUAUUGAGCAUGCUGUCCGUGGUAUGCUUCCUAAAGGAAGGCUUGGUAGAGCAUUGUUUAACCACCUAAAGGUUUACAAGGGCCCAGACCAUCCUCAUGAAGCCCAGAAGCCUAUCGAGCUGCCAAUACGGGACAAGAGGGUACAGAAGCAGAGAUAAACAAAGAUAAAGCAGGGUCUGGCUUGAGAGAGUGUAGGCAAUGAUGCUUCCCUCAUUACUGGCCAUUUUCUCAUGUUUUUGGUCCCUCUGGCUAUAAAUUUCUCUCUUUGGCUCCCGCUAUGCGAAUGCGACAGCAUGCUGCUCCCGUUUAUAUUUUGAUUAUAGAGGUAUUUGAAAUGAAUCUUACUCUUCUUGAGCUGAGUUGAAUGCUAGACUCUGAUGAAUAUGUUUCAAUUUCCUUAAAAUGUAGUUUAAAUCGGAUCUGUUGUCCUUGAACCAAGUUUGAUUCGUUAAUCAAGUAUUCAUCAUUUAUCCAUGGGAUUGAACCAAGUU